GUGUUGUCACACAAGCAGGAAUAACAUCUGAACUCUAUGGAAAAAGAUGGUGUUUGUUGAAGAGGAAAAUGAUCCUGAAGCAUAUACAGUGGAACAAAGAGAUCUCCUGGGAGUGAAUGAGGAGAAACGUCACAGUUUCAUAACUGGAGAAGGAUCUUUGAGCUGCUCACAGAACUGCAGACCUCGACGUUCAAAGGCUAAAUAUUCUUUCACGUGGCUUCAGUGUGAAAACAGUUUCACAAAUGAAGAAGGCAUAGACCUUCAUACCGGAAAAAAACAGAAGAAGCCGUUCACCUGCAAUCAGUGUAAAAAAAGCUUCGCAAUUAGAGGAAGCCUUCGGCGUCACAUGAGAUUUCACACUGGAGAGAGGCUUUGCACGUGCCAACAGUGUGGAAAUAACUUCAUGUCAGCAGCGCACCUCAAUAGACACAUGAGAGUUCACACUGGAGAGAAGUCUUUUGCGUGCCCUCAGUGUGGGAAAACUUUCAAAAAUAAAUCAGGACUCGAUUAUCAUCUGCACUCACACUCUGGAGAAAAGCCUUUUAACUGUGAUCAGUGUGAUAAAAAGUUUGCCUUUGGAUACCGUCUAAAAGUCCACCUGAAAGUUCAUGCCAAUGAGAAGCCUUACUUGUGUUCAUUUUGUGAAAAGCGUUUUUCCCGGCUGCAGUAUUUUAAACUGCACCAGAAAUGGCAUACUGGGAGUGAUUAUGUGUGCUUGGAGUGUGGGAAGGCCUUUAUUUCAGCAAACCAAUUGAAGACUCAUGAGAGAAUUCAUACAGGAGAGAUGCCGUUCAAGUGCUCUCAUUGUGACAAGACAUUCAAAGUGUUAGGAAACAUGAGAACACAUGAGAGAGUACAUACUAGAGAGAAACCAUACCACUGCUCUCCAUGUGGAAUGCGCUUCACACAAUUAGGUUCCCUACAGAGUCAUAUCAAAAAACACUGUCCAAAGUCGUCACAAUGAGCCAGUCUUCACCAUUAGAUCUAAUAGUGUGAGAUUCAGAAACUCAAAACAUGAAGUUUCCCCAGAACAAUAUAUAAAAUAUAGGAGGUUCAUUUUCUGAAUUUACCUGCUGUUGAUGGUCACGUAUUAGUUCUGAGCACGAGUGUGUUGCUGUGUAGGGAUGUUUUUCUUUUUUGUUGGAGGUAGUGAUAGCACUUAUUGCAUGAGUUGUGCAUGGUAUGUUUGUUUUAAUAAUGUAUUUCCAUCCAUAUCCAAAUCUGUACAAUUUUAAACGAUUUUAUUGUAUUGAUCUAUUGGCAGUUUUCAAGGUGAUGCAUAGGCAACUGACAAGACUUGCUUGGAAAGGGAAUAAAAGAGUGCUGUGGUGUCUUAACUAGCUCAGCUCUUACAGUUUGGAUGAAAAGAUGUCUGUUUUAGCAGUAAAGCCAAUUUUCUACUAUGUAGGAUGUUUGCAAAAGCCUGUCUAGUGUUCUAGUUUUA
Messenger RNA from Myxocyprinus asiaticus (Chinese sucker), 1444 nucleotides. Its product is annotated as gastrula zinc finger protein XlCGF7.1-like. Bases 47 to 964 code for a protein of 305 amino acids. The record is from RefSeq and is a predicted model, not a curated record. Gene Ontology annotation, biological process: regulation of immune system process; regulation of cytokine production; negative regulation of transcription by RNA polymerase II. NCBI's taxonomy places the organism in Eukaryota, Metazoa, Chordata, Actinopteri, Cypriniformes, Catostomidae. The transcript is spliced from 2 exons.